CAGUUAUAAUUAUUAAAAAUAGUGUUAAGUAAUUUGUAACAAUUUAAAAUGAGUAAAACACCAGUAUCAAUUUUACAAGAAAUGAUGAUAAAAAACCUAACAGUACCAACUUAUGAACUUAUACACAAUGGAGGAGGCUCUCAUAUGAAUAGUUUUACAUACCAAGUAACAUGUAAUGAGCUUACUGCCACUGGUGUUGGACGUUCUAAAAAGGAUGCAAAACAUGAAGCCGCAAAAGCAAUGUUAGAAACUAUUGCAGCACAUCGAGGUUAUUUACAAUUACCACCAUCAACAGAACAAACUUCUGUAAGGACACCUUUACCACCAAUAGUUCCUGAAGUAGAACGAAUUCCACCAGAUGUACCAUUUGUUAAUGCAAUUGGUGAUUUACAGACUUUAUGUGUUGAAAACAAGUUACAAUACCCUAUAUAUGAUACGAUUAGCGAUGUUGGACCUCCACAUGAUAAAACUUUUACUAUUCAGUGUGAGGUAGCAAAUUUUAAAGAAAUUGGUAUUGCAAAAACAAAAAAGCAAGCAAAACAAGAAGCAGCUAAAAAAAUGUUAAAUAGGUUAAAUGAUUUGGUACCGGAUUUAGAAAGCAUAUCUGAUUCAGGUCAAACAGUUGAAACUAUGGAUAAGUCUGAUAUCCAGACUGCCAAAUCCAUAUACCUCAAUUAUUCAAAGUUGCUUUCACAGAGAAAAAUUAACUUAGGUGUUAAAGUAGCGGACUAUCAUAUUUUAUUAAAAAACCAGAUUGAUACUGAAUUACAUGAAAAAGUACUUAAUGAAUUAUCAUCUCUUACUUCAAAAUGUGACAUUGCCUCUUCUCCUGAUGCUAUAGAAAAUUUAAAAACAGAGUUUUCAGAUAUAUUGCAUACUAUAGAUUUAAAUAUGAUUGAAGUUCCUGUAACAUGUAGCAAACAAAUGAUAUCUAGGUGUAUAGACACAAACCCAGAAAUUGUUGAAAUUGUAAUAGGGACAGACAGUGAUGCUGAGUUGAAUUUAUUAAAGAAAUUAAUUAAUGCUCUGAUACUUUUUUUGAAAUAAGAAUA
Molecule: messenger RNA, 1052 nt
Organism: Eufriesea mexicana
Lineage: Eukaryota; Metazoa; Arthropoda; Insecta; Hymenoptera; Apidae
Product: interferon-inducible double-stranded RNA-dependent protein kinase activator A homolog
Exons: 2
Coding region: 49-1047 (332 amino acids)
Biological process (GO): regulation of regulatory ncRNA processing; siRNA processing
Cellular component (GO): RISC-loading complex; nucleus; RISC complex
Molecular function (GO): double-stranded RNA binding; siRNA binding
Source: RefSeq, a predicted model, not a curated record